AGUCCGCCCAAUACAUGUUUUGAACAGGGCACCCCGCACCUUCUUCGUCUCCUCUAUCAUGCGUUUCUGUGUUGGCAUUUAUUACCCCUUGUCCCCUCUAUAUCUCACCUCCUCCCCACUCACCUCACCACACCUCACCACACCACAACAAUGGCAAUCUUCCUCAAACACUCUUCUCCUUAACACCUUUUCACGCAGAACCCUAGUUUCUGAUCGUCAAUAACAUCUUCAAAAACACUUUUCCAACAUGUGUCCAAAAAACACAACAUUGGUCUAAUGGAAAUCUUGUGUUAUUGCAGUUGGAAAUUCUAGUACGAAUCAAAGAAAAAGGGGGAGACCAGACCAGACGACAUGAACCAGUACAUAUCUAACGUUUAUAAACUACAAUCUCAUUGCAAUCAACCAAACGUCGACGUUUCAACAGGCCUCAGGUUGGCAUUCAACGAAAAUAUUCAUCAGUCUUAUAGUUCUGCAUCUAUGUUAUUGGAAGAUUUAUCUACCCUAAUCAACCAUCAAGAAAAUGAAAUCGAUCGUUAUAUUCAAGCACAUGGAGAAGAGUUUAGGCGCAAGUUAGCAGAAAAGACCCAACGACACUAUCAUGCGCUGAUCGGGUCCGCGAACGAGUCAGCGUUACGCGUAAUAAGAGAAAAAGAAGCAGUGUUGGAAAAAGCGGCUCGGCGCAAAGCGGAGUUGGAGGCGAGGGCGAUGCAACUCAGCGCAGAGGCGCAGGUGUGGGAGGCGAAGGCUAAGGCGAAUGAGGCGGUUGCGGCCGCGUUGCAAGCGCAGCUGCAGCAGACGAUGGUGGGGUGUGUGUCACAAGGUGAGGUGGUGGCGGGUGGUGAUGUGGAGGAUGCUGAGUCGUCUUACGUUGACCCGGAACGAGUCGUGGUGGCUCGUGGACCGGGUUGUAAGGCGUGUGGUAAACGGGUCGCAUCGGUUGUGUUGUUACCGUGUCGGCAUUUGUGUGUUUGUAGUGAGUGUGACGACGUCGUUCAGACUUGUCCGUUGUGUCUUUCCUUUAGAAGUUCUAGUAUUGAAGUUUACAUAUGAAGGGUAAAAAAUGUGGAGUAAAUUGAGGAGGUUAAAAAAAUUGUAUAGUUUGAGGGAAAUAUAUAUGAAACGCAGGAUUUAAAUAUUAUUAACAGUAAUUUAUUUGCCUCAAA
This is a messenger RNA of Helianthus annuus (common sunflower), 1163 nucleotides long. Its product is annotated as BOI-related E3 ubiquitin-protein ligase 1. NCBI's taxonomy places the organism in Eukaryota, Viridiplantae, Streptophyta, Magnoliopsida, Asterales, Asteraceae. Gene Ontology annotation, molecular function: ubiquitin-protein transferase activity. The record is from RefSeq and is a predicted model, not a curated record. The transcript is spliced from 2 exons. The coding region runs from base 352 to 1050 and encodes 232 amino acids.